Apis mellifera (honey bee) is the source of this 1492-nucleotide messenger RNA. RefSeq lists its product as uncharacterized. Bases 1 to 1155 code for a protein of 384 amino acids. The record is from RefSeq and is a predicted model, not a curated record. The transcript has 7 exons. NCBI's taxonomy places the organism in Eukaryota, Metazoa, Arthropoda, Insecta, Hymenoptera, Apidae.
AUGUUAAUAAUAAAAGUAUAUAAUUUAAAUAUAUUCUUGUUUUUUCUUAUUUCUUCUUUAUUUGCUAUUGAUGGAAGUACAAUAUUAAAAGAAUUAGGAGAAAAACAAUAUCAUUUAAUUAAAGCAAAAUCAUCAUUAUCUCAACAUGGAAUUUGUUGGCAAAAUGCUAUUAAAACAAUGAAAAUUGAUUGUAAUAAAUUAAAUGAUCAAGAACAUUCUCUUCUUGCCUUAAAACUAACAAAUUGUUUUUUAAAAGAUAGUGGACAUGAAAUAUAUGAUUGUUAUCUUAUUAAUUCAGAAUAUCAACGCAGAAAUUGUAUUAAUAAUAUGUCAGAUAGAGCAUUCAAUGUAUAUAAUGAAUUUUAUAUACACACUAUGCACAUGUGUUUUUAUUUAAAUUAUGAAGUUUGGCAAGUUCAAACUGACAAUAUGGUUAAACAAUUAUAUCAUGUUUCUUCUCGAAUGAAAGAACAAUUAUUAGAAGCUUCAGAAAUGCAAGAAAUUAUACUUGAUAAUCAAAAACAUAGUCUACAAAUGCAAAAUAAACUUUUAGAUCAUGGAAAAGAACUUGGUAUUGUAUUAAAAUCUUCUUCUGAAAGUGUUAAUAAUUUAGUUAAAGAUUUCAAAGAAUCUGCAAAAGAUCAAAGAGAAUUAUUGUAUGAAAUAUUCUCAUAUUUUCGUUCUUUUCAAAAUUGGAUUGUUGGAGAAGUUUCUUGGUUUCAAUCAAUUAUUUAUUAUAUAACUAGUUGUAUUUUAUGUGCAUUAUUUAGUUCUUCUAAAAAAACUAUAGAUGCAAGAUUCACUCUUUUUUCAAUUUUAAGUUUGAAUAUAGUAGCAGAACGAAUGUUGGUUCAAUAUUAUAAUAAUAUGCAUUAUUCCAAUAACAAUCAGAACAAUUUAUUGAAUACAAUAUGGACAUGUAGAAAAAUAGUUCUUACUGUUUGUGCCAUUACAUUAUUCUGUACAUAUUAUUAUUAUAAAGAUGAACAAAUAGAAAAUAAUAAAGCAUUAAAACGUAUUGAACAUCAAUUAAACACUAUACAAGAAGUUACAUCUAUCUCUACUAAAUAUCCAAUUCGUUAUUCUACACGAUUAAGAAUGAAGCAUUUACAAGCACAGGCUAAUAAACAGACUGAUAAUGAAAUUUUUUCAUGAUAUAAAUUAUAAUAUUUUAUUUCACAUUAUUAAUUCAUUAUAAUAAUAGUAAUAUGAAUUUUAUUAGUGAUAAUAAUAAUGUAAUAAUAAAAAUAUUUUUUAUAUUCUAUUAAUAAUAUUCUAAUAUUUUAUUCAAAAUCAUUAAAUAUUUGGAUACAUACGUAAAAGAUAUGUUAUUUGUUUAUUUGUAAGUGUUUUACUAUCAGGAGUAGGAACAUCAAUUGCUCGUAGUUUUUUUUGUAUAACUGAAGUUUCCAAAUACUUUUUAUGACAAUUAUUUAAAUUUUGAAUAAACUUCUCACAUACUUUAUUAUUAAAUGCAUUUUCUUUCCAACAU